CGGGCGGCCUUAGCCCGGCCCCUCAUGUCGGCGCAGGCGGGGAAGCGCCGCGGCACCGGCGCUGCCGUUUUCCAUCCCCUUCCUGCCUCUUCCCCCGUCGCCGGCGGCGGCGUUCGGGCCUCGAUCGCAGCGCCAGGCCGCCGCGGUGGGAGCCUGCAUCGACUGGGAUCCGCCUCUGGAAACCCUGGGUAGGUGGGAUGAAUCCAGGCCUCCCCGCCAUCCCAGCCUGCUGAACAGCAAGUAAUUAAUACUGCUUCAGCCUGCGCUGACUCGGAGCGUAAACAAAUCACAUUGCAUCAUGGCGGCAGACUCUAUGGAAAUUGAUGAUGCUUUGUAUAGUCGCCAGAGGUAUGUUCUUGGAGACACGGCAAUGCAGAAGAUGGCUCAGUCCCACGUAUUCCUGAGUGGUAUAGGUGGUCUUGGUGUGGAGAUUGCAAAAAAUAUAAUUCUGGCUGGGGUAAAGGCUCUUACAGUUCAUGACACCAAGCAGUGUACAAAAUGGGAUUUGGGGAUCAACUUCUUCAUCCAUGAAGAUGAUAUUACCAGUCAAAGGAACAGGGCUGAGGCCACACUUCAUCGUAUUGCAGAACUCAAUCCAUAUGUCCAUGUAGCAGCAUCAGCUGUGCCACUAGAUGAAACCACAGAUCUGUCGUUUCUAAAGCAGUACCAGUGUGUCAUACUGACUGAAGUAAGUCUGUUGCUGCAGAAGAAGAUUAAUGACUUCUGUCAUGCUCAGCAGCCACCUAUUAAGUUCAUCAGUGCAGAUGUAUAUGGAAUAUGUUCACGUUUGUUUUGUGACUUCGGUGAUGAAUUUGAAGUGCUGGAUACAACGGGAGAGGAGCCAAAGGAGAUCUUCAUUUCAAAUAUAACACAAUCGAAUCCUGGUAUUGUCACUUGCCUUGAAAAUCAUCCACACAGGCUUGAAACAGGACAGUUCUUAAUCUUUCGGGAAGUUAAUGGAAUGUCAUGCUUAAAUGGAUCCACACACCAAAUAACAGUGGUGUCACCUUAUUCCUUCAGCAUUGGUGAUACGUCAGAUAUGGAGCCUUACUUACAUGGAGGCAUAGCUGUCCAGGUGAAGACACCCAAGAUGUUUUACUUUGAACGGUUGGAGAAGCAGAUAACAAAUCCAUUAUACCUUGUUGCGGAUUUUAGCAAGCCUGAGGCACCUUUGCAGAUCCAUGUUGCCAUGCUUGCCUUGAACCACUUCCAGGAGAACUUUGGUCGUGGACCGAACAUUGGAUGUCUUCAAGAUGCUGAGGAAAUGCUGAAAAUAGCCAUGUCUGUAAGUGAAACACUGGAAAACAAACCUCAGGUGAAUGGAGAUGUAGUGAAAUGGCUAUCUAGGACUGCUCAGGGAUUUCUAGCUCCUCUGGCUGCAGCAGUGGGUGGUGUUGCUAGCCAGGAAGUCUUGAAAGCAGUAACAGGAAAAUUUUCUCCAUUGCAGCAGUGGCUAUAUAUAGAUAUGUUAGACAUUGUAACACCUCUAGAAAAGAUGGGCCGUGAAGAAUUUCUCCCACGGGGAGAUAGGUAUGAUGCCCUGAGGGCUUGUAUUGGAGACUCUCUGUGCCAGAAGCUGCAUGAUUUGAAUGUUUUCUUGGUUGGCUGUGGAGCUAUAGGCUGUGAAAUGCUAAAAAACUUUGCACUUCUCGGUGUCGGUACUGGGCAAGACAGAGGAUUGGUUACAAUUACAGAUCCAGACUUGAUAGAGAAAUCCAACCUGAACAGGCAGUUUCUUUUCCGACCUCAUCACAUACAGAAACCAAAAAGCUAUACUGCCGCAGAAGCAACUCUGAACAUCAAUCCUUACUUAAAGAUUGACUCGUAUAUUAAUAAAGUUUGUCCAGCCACUGAGAACAUUUACAGUGAUGAAUUCUAUACCAAGCAAGAUGUGAUUGUGACCGCUUUGGACAAUGUUGAGGCAAGGAGAUACAUUGAUAGUCGUUGUGUAGCAAACCUGCGUCCUCUUAUAGACUCUGGAACUAUGGGAACGAAAGGACACACGGAAGUUAUUGUGCCCCAUCUGACAGAGUCCUAUAAUAGUCAUCGAGAUCCACCAGAAGAAGAAAUACCUUUUUGCACCUUGAAGUCUUUCCCAGCUGCCAUUGAGCAUACGAUACAGUGGGCAAGAGAUAAGUUUGAAAGUUCCUUUUCUCACAAGCCUUCAUUGUUUAACAAAUUCUGGCAAACCUAUCCAUCUGCAGAAGAAGUUUUACAGAGAAUAAAAUCAGGGGAGAGCUUAGAAGGCUGUUUUCAUGUUAUUAAAACACUCAGUAGAAGACCCCGAAGUUGGACUCAAUGUGUGGAACUAGCAAGAGUAAAAUUUGAGAAGUAUUUUAGUCAUAAGGCUCUUCAGCUCCUUCAUUCAUUUCCUCUUGAUACACGAUUAAAAGACGGAAGUUUGUUUUGGCAAUCACCAAAGAGGCCACCUUUCCCAGUGAAGUUUGAAUUUAAUGAUCCUUUGCACUAUGGUUUCAUCGUGAGCGCAGCAAAACUCUUUGCAACAGUGUACUGUGUUCCUUUCACAGAAAAGGAUUUGUCAGAGGAAACUGUUCUGAAGAUUAUUUCAGCUGUGAAGGUACCAGAGUUCAGACCUUCAAACAAAGUUGUACAGACUGACGAAACUGCAAGAAAACCAGAUCAUAUUCCAGUCAGCAGUGAGGAUGAAAGAAAUGCUAUUUUCCAGCUGGAGAAGUCUAUAGUAUCCAAUGAAGCUCUGGAAAAUGACUUGCAAAUGAAGCCCAUCUCCUUUGAAAAAGAUGACGAUAGUAAUGGGCAUAUAGAUUUCAUAACAGCAGCAUCAAACUUGCGAGCCAAGAUGUACAACAUUGAACCAGCAGAUCGGUUCAAAACAAAGCGCAUUGCUGGAAAGAUUAUUCCUGCAAUUGCAACAGCUACUGCUGCAGUAUCAGGGCUGGUUGCACUGGAACUUAUCAAAGUUGUGGGUGGCUACCCAGCUGAUGCAUACAAGAACUGUUUUCUGAACCUAGCCAUUCCCAUAAUGGUCUUUACAGAAACUGCUGAAGUAAGAAGAACGGAAAUCAGAAAUGGGAUAUCAUUUACAAUCUGGGACAGGUGGACAAUUUAUGGCAAAGAGGAUUUUACUCUGUUGGACUUCAUAAAUGCGGUCAGAGAGAAAUAUGGAAUUGAACCAACUAUGGUUGUACAGGGAGUCAAAAUGCUGUAUGUUCCUGUGAUGCCAGGUCAUAUUAAAAGAUUAAAGCUGACGAUGCAAAAGCUUGUGAAACCAUCAGCUGAUAAGAAGUAUGUGGAUUUGACAGUAUCGUUUGCUCCAGAGACUGAUGGAGAGGAAGACUUGCCAGGGCCGCCAGUGAGAUACUACUUUGUUCAGGAAGACAAUUGAUGGUAGAGACACAAAAGUCACUCCUGGACCAUUUGUUCUGAAAGGAGUGUGCUAAUUUUCAGCUAUUAAAGAUGGUACUAUAUA
Messenger RNA from Aquila chrysaetos chrysaetos, 3448 nucleotides. It is a transcript of the gene UBA6, whose product is annotated as ubiquitin like modifier activating enzyme 6. Gene Ontology annotation, biological process: protein sumoylation. The record is from RefSeq and is a predicted model, not a curated record. Gene Ontology annotation, cellular component: SUMO activating enzyme complex; cytoplasm. The transcript has 34 exons. NCBI's taxonomy places the organism in Eukaryota, Metazoa, Chordata, Aves, Accipitriformes, Accipitridae. Bases 299 to 3364 code for a protein of 1021 amino acids. Gene Ontology annotation, molecular function: SUMO activating enzyme activity.